This is a messenger RNA of Cloeon dipterum, 5045 nucleotides long. RefSeq names its product semaphorin-1A-like. Gene Ontology annotation, biological process: axon guidance; negative regulation of axon extension involved in axon guidance; negative chemotaxis. The record is from RefSeq and is a predicted model, not a curated record. Gene Ontology annotation, molecular function: semaphorin receptor binding; chemorepellent activity. NCBI's taxonomy places the organism in Eukaryota, Metazoa, Arthropoda, Insecta, Ephemeroptera, Baetidae. The transcript has 19 exons. The coding region runs from base 376 to 2811 and encodes 811 amino acids.
CAAGCGUUUGCGACGGCAGCAUCGUCGUCCGCCGGUGGCACAGUGUCGAGCUAAGUUAGGAGCUUAUCUCUUUCUCUCUGCGAAGAGCGGACUGCUUAUCACUCGGUGGGCGUGAAACGCACCUCCGACCCUAUCUAGAGGAUACUGAGUGUCAGUGUGUUUGCAUUGUUGACGACAAAAAAGUGAUUGUUGUAGUGCAUCGAGCGUGCGGAUCGCAUUAAAGGUGCACUCACGCCGCGUUCGGACCUCGUGCAGGUGAGCGUUCAAUCGGAUUUUCUGCCUGGCAAUAACGCAUUAAAUCAGUCAGUGAGUGCAGCAUGGUGUGAUAGGAAGCUUCGGCUGCUCUCGCCCUCUUUCUCGGGGUUGCGUGUCGCGAUGACUUGGACGCGAUGCCUGCCCUCCAACCACCACAGCAGAAGACUGCUCGAGCCCUGGUCCCACGUGGUGACCGCCCUGGUGGUGCUGUUGCUCGUCGCCGCGCGGGGUGGCGCCUGGGUCGACGACGCCAGGGCCAAAGUCUACGUCCAGUUCGGAGACGAGCGAGCCGAGAGGUUCCUUGGUAACCAGUCGCACAAGGACCACUUCAAACUACUCCAGAAAGACCACAACUGGCUGCUAGUCGGCGCGAGAAACAUCGUGUACAACGUUAGCCUGCAUGAUCUCACAGAGGCUGUGGAACAUAGAAUCGAUUGGCCGGUCGGCAAGGCGACGAAGGAGUUGUGCACUGUCAAGGGCAAGCUCGAGGAUGACUGCCAGAAUUACAUCCGAGUUUUGGUCAAAAUCAAUGACGAGAAACUGCUCGUCUGCGGAACCAACGCCUACAGCCCGAAAUGCAAGGACUACCGUCUGCAGGAUGGUUAUUUUACCAUGGGCAACGAGAGCGAGGGAAAGGCCCUGUGCCCUUUCAGCCCAGACCACAACAGCACGAGCGUGUAUGUCGAUGGACAACUGUACACGGCGACCGUGGCGGAUUUCUCGGGCACCGACCCGAUGAUCUACCGCGCCCCGCUGCGGACUGAACGCUCCGACCUGAAGCAACUGAACACGCCCAACUUUGUGAAUUCGUUCGCCUACAAAGACUACGUAUUUUUCUUCUUCCGCGAGAUUGCCGUGGAAUACAUCAACUGCGGCAAGGCCAUGUUCUCUCGAGUGGCCCGCGUGUGCAAACACGACAAAGGCGGUCCGCACCAGUUUGGAGACAGAUGGACGUCCUUCCUCAAGUCUCGUCUCAACUGCUCCGUCCCAGGGGACUACCCCUUUUACUUCGAUGAAAUUCAGUCUACGAGCGACGUCAUCGAGGGCGAGUACGGCGGCGCCGCUAACCAGCUGGUGUACGGCGUGUUCACGACGCCGUCCAAUUCGAUCAGCGGCUCGGCGGUGUGCGCGUUCAGCAUGCAGGACGUGAUGCAGUCGUUCGAGGGCCAGUUCAAGGAGCAGGAGACCAUGAACGCCAACUGGCUGGCUGUGCAGACGCAGAAGGUGCCUGAGCCGCGGCCCGGUGGCUGCGUCAACGACUCGCGCACCCUGCCCGACCUCACGGUCAACUUUGUCAAGAACCACGCCCUCAUGGACAAGCCUGUGCCUUCCUUCUUUGGACAACCCGUUGUUAUCCGCGUUAGCAUGCAGUAUCGCUUCACACAAAUCGCCGUGGACGCGCAGGUGGAGACAGCGGACGGCAAGAAAUAUGACGUGCUCUUCCUGGGCACAGACAAUGGCAAGGUGAUCAAGACGCUGAACGCGGCGUCGUUCGACUCGGACUCGAACGUGAGCCCGGUCGUGGUGGAGGAGAUCCAGGUGCACCCGCCGCAGUCAAACAUCGCCAUCAAGAACAUGCAAGUGAUGCGGAUGCGCGGCGGCGUAGACAAGUCCAAACUGGUGAUCAUCUCGGACGACGAGGUGACCGCCAUCAAGCUGCACAGGUGCGGCAGCGACAAGGUCAGGUCGUGCAGGGAGUGCGUCGCCCUGCAGGACCCCUACUGCGCGUGGAGCGUGCUGCAGGAGCGCUGCGUGGCAGGCGGUACCGCCCAGGCCUGGACAUCCAUCGGAGGACGCCUCCUCCAGAACAUAUCCUCCGGGGAGCACUCUGGAUGCGGUGCUGAAGCAACCCCACCUGUAGCAGUACAGACUGAGAAAAAUAGUCCCAAUGAACCUGUUAGUUCGACUGCAACCACUCCACCUUGCGUGUGCCCGCACCCUGUCGAAGGUGACUCGCAAAGCACACCUUCCCCGCCAGUGGUUUUGGUAAAGCCCGACCCGCGGGGCUUUUACCGAACCUUGGUUGACGGUGGUGACGCGUCCGACCGAUCGUCCAACUCUAUAAAUCCGUUGCAUAAAUACGACCCGCAAGACAAUGAAAUCGGUCGUGAUCUGGACGAAAUCAACAUCAUUCCCAGCACGCUGGCCGAAAUCAAUCACCCAGGGCCGAAGCUGCACGCGUCGCAGGAGCGGCCGCAAAUCUACUCGGCAGAUACGCUGGCCGUGGCCGUGGUGGUGGCCAUCGUGGUGGCCCUGGCCAUUGGUUUCACCGCCGGAUUCGCCAUUUCGCGUCGGUGUUGCGGAUCCGACGGCGAAUACGUAUCGACCUAUAGGGACCGGCCCUUUCAUGAGCACCUCAAUAGCGAGAGCUUUAAGCAGACGAGCUUCCCAGGUCACGACGGAGCUCUGAACGACUCUGCCUACCUGCCGCCGUGCUCGAACAACAAGCCCAUCAACCUGGUGCUGAACGUGCCGCCGAAGAACGCGAACGGCAAGAACGCCAACUCGUCGGCCGAGAACAAGCCGGUGCAGAAGGUCAAGAAGACCUACAUUUAGUGCUGACUGCUGCUCCGCCUGCUCGCGUGGCGCCACAAGAAGGUUUUGUGACUUUUGAGAUGAAUGUGCCUCCUGUAAGAUUUAUGCUAGACUUUCGGACGACAAGAGCCUUUUGAGUCUAUUCCGUGUUGUUGGCCAGACUUUCCGUUGUGCACUCGAGACGUUCAAAAGCGGUGACACUGUUAUUUGAUAUAAAUAAAUAAUUAAAGCAAAUGAUGUUGUGCAAGCAGACACGUGAGCGAGAGAAAUAGGAAUGGUUGUCUCUAGUUUUGUGCACGCGGUGAGUUUUAUUAUUGAAGAAUGUCGUGUAAAUAAUGCGUAAAUCGACGGUUCUUUAUAUCUAUACAUACACAGACAAAAACAGAUAAUUAUUAUAAAGCCGACGGGAGCAAAGAAGUGAAUUGUGAUUGCGAACGAGGAAUGCAUGCGAAAAUAAAAACUACUCUAAGCUUGUACUCGCAAACGGUCAGUUCCAGACGAGAGUGGACAACGCUGUACAUAUUGAAAGGUUGCGCGCAUGACGACGAGAACACGCCCACGUUAACUGGGAAUUUUCAUGUUGAAUGACUGAUUAUUAUUACUACACAUGCAUAUUAUUGCUAUGAAAAUAUAUACCGAGUCGCAGACUUUGCGUUUCGUACAUGUAAAUGCAAAUGAGAUAUUUUUUCUGCUGUGUAACCGUAACCACCCACCCACCCAACCAACCAACCAAUCUUUUCGCGCGACAGUACAAUUUUGAUUUCGACGCCGGGUUUUGUUGUCUCAUUUUUCGCUGAGGACGGAACUCGUGCAGUGAUUCAGUAAACGCAAGUUAAGAAGCAGAAAUGUAAUAAGAUUAUAUAGGCCUAUACUACACACUACACGCUACGAGACGAGAGUAACUCGAUCGCUGGAGAUAGGGAUAAAAAGGUCAAUGUCAUUUUGUAUAAUAAUUAAUUUACCCGCAUACCUAUCAUACCCUCUAAAGAGAAACUGUACUAGACGUGGUGGUCAAUCUUUUUUCUAUGAUCAAACAAUUCGAUUGCCGCCUUUUGCGGUCCGCUCGCUGCGACAAAAAUUUCCAAGUCAGAAUCUCCAUCUGAUAUAUAAUGUCUUGUUAAAUAUAGACUGUGAUUUAAAUCAUUUUAAAAGCCCUGCAAUCAAUUUCGAACCAUUUGGUUGUCCCACAACUUGAUUCCCUUUCAAAGGUCAAAUCUGAUUCUGGUCGCCGCGAAGUGGAAACAAAUCGAGAGGAUAUAUAAUAUUUGGCCACCGACGGCAUAAAAUUGACCAUGUACUUGACAAAAUAGACGAAGCUUUGAAAAUGACGGCAUAAUCCAAUCAUUGUUCAUUUUGUAAGAGAAGAUUCACUCGCGCUCGUUCACACUUUUGAUACAAAAAAAAAUAAGCGAAAGAAACGGUCACUCUGUGCUGCGUACACUGUGUUGUAUUCAUUUUGUUCCAAAGAAGUUAAUUGAUAAGUUUGUCCGCCGACUCUGGCUCGUGACCUGGGCUUUGCUGCCGUUUUUUGAGACCCGCCUACACGCAAAUUGCCAUUUUGUGAUCUCCCCCUGAGAUGGAAAUACUCUUUUUUGGCUCCUAUUAUUUUUCUACUCAAAAGCCCAGCGCUCGAGAGCAGAGUCGCACUUUCUGAAGCCGUCGCCGCCUCUCCAAUAAUUGUAAAGCCCGACAGGCGGCGCCGCCUUUCAGAUUUCAAUGCUCAUACGUUUUGUUUUAAUUACUGGGUACGUGACUUGGUUUAUCAAAGAUAAGUCAGCUGAAUAUUGGCGCAUUACCUGCGUGCUGCUAUUACGUAUUUGACUUACAGGGCGUUUACACUGAACAAAUAUGAAUUGUACAUUAUCUUGAUAAAAAGCAGAUUUGCCAAAUUAAAGUUAGUGUUUUUUCACACUCACUCUUUCGACAAGGUUCAUCUGUUAAAUUGCUAGAUGUCAGGAAAAAACAGUAUAAUGUUCAAUUUAAUUUUUUAUACUACGUGAAUAAAUAUGCCGCGUUCUGUUGCGAUUCAAAAGGAAAACACUUGCACAAGAUGUUUUCAUUCACUGCGUAUGCCUACUGAGAAGUUUUAGAAAAAUAACGUGGAUAUAAAACACACACACACACACUGUUCUAUAUUAAGAUGUAAUGUAAGAUCUCUGCGCUCUUUUGUAUUAAUGUAUUAUAAAAUGGAUUAUAAUUGUGCCCAUCAAGUAAACUCCCUGUAAAAAAUAAAAAUAAAGGAUUUUUAAAAACAA